AUGGAAGACAAUACUCGGCUGCCGGUCUGGGACCGAGUCGCUGGCGAGACGGGCGAGCUGUUGUCUCCAGUAUCAGAUGCUACAUCCGUAAAGGCUCGCACUCUCUCCGUCUACUCCGCAUACAGCCGCGGCCCUCCCAAGGAUUUCAAAGAACCCAUGCUCCAAUAUGACAUGGAGAGGCACAAAGGGAUCUAUCCUAGCGCGAGAUGCAUCCUGGUUGAGACGCUCAUCGACGACAUCCCCACGACAGAGUACUCUGUCUACAUCUUCAAUGAAGUUAAUGCAGCAGACAAGACCAAGCUCGACAUGUCAAAGCUUCCUGACUGGACCGAUGAAGAUGGACUGCAGAAUAUCUUCUUCCCUCACCACUCUACCGCUGCUCAGCCGGUGAACCACUACCACGCUGUUGUCGGUUCCGGAUUCCCCUAUCCGAACCUUGCUCAGAACGGUAGUACUACCGUCAAUCUUCGCAUCGGCCCUGGUGGCGUUGAACAUGAGUGGAAUCCCGACUUCGGCAUCUAUCCAAAAGACGUGUUUCCUUUUCAAGAGACAAACCGGAGUUAUCUAGUCGCCUACGGCGCCGCGACUUGCAUCAAGCUCAAAUUCGAAAUCGGGAAUGACAAGCACGAACCAGUCGUCUUCGGCCCAGAGGACAGCGUGGUCAAGGGUCGUGAAGUAAACCAGAUGUACUGGCAUGACACCGCUCGUGUUAUCAUCGGACAGCCGAACCACCCGUUCAAGAUCUCGCUCAACUUUCGCUUCGUCAAAACCCAACAUCCGGACCCUGAAGUUCCCCAUCAGACUGGUGUUCAGAUGUUCAGCAUACGCCGCAUCAGAGCAAAGACAGAGCCUGCCACUUCCUCCGUCAAGGGGAGGCUUGUGAAUACAUACACAUACACCAUCACACUCAUGAACCGUUAG
Fusarium pseudograminearum CS3096 is the source of this 921-nucleotide messenger RNA. RefSeq lists its product as uncharacterized. The transcript is spliced from 2 exons. NCBI's taxonomy places the organism in Eukaryota, Fungi, Ascomycota, Sordariomycetes, Hypocreales, Nectriaceae. The record is from RefSeq and is a predicted model, not a curated record. The coding region runs from base 1 to 921 and encodes 306 amino acids.